Aspergillus pseudotamarii is the source of this 1053-nucleotide messenger RNA. RefSeq names its product Zn(II)2Cys6 transcription factor domain-containing protein. Gene Ontology annotation, biological process: regulation of DNA-templated transcription. Gene Ontology annotation, molecular function: DNA-binding transcription factor activity, RNA polymerase II-specific; zinc ion binding. Bases 162 to 584 code for a protein of 140 amino acids. Lineage: Eukaryota; Fungi; Ascomycota; Eurotiomycetes; Eurotiales; Aspergillaceae. The transcript has 2 exons. The record is from RefSeq and is a predicted model, not a curated record.
CUCACUGCCCCACUUUUGAUAUGCUACGUGCUACUAUUCGCAUCCGUACUCGCGGCUAAUAAUCUCUGGUGUAUUUACGGGGUACUUUCCGCUUAGCAAGUGUGGGAACUUUGUUGUGACAGCAAGCCAGUCGUUCUCCACCGUCCCCGAUCCUCUAUCCGAUGCCGCGGCCGCGAGUAAAACCACAAGACCGGAAGCGUUCGGUCAGGGCAUGUCUUGCUUGCAAAGCGUCAAAGAAACGUUGCGAUGGCACCCGGCCUUGUCGAACGUGUCAGAUGAAGGGCACCGCUGAUUCCUGUGCAUUCACAUCCCAGCAGCGAGGAACACAGCCCACCCACACUCGCGGUUCUAUUCAACUACAACAGUUAACGCCGUCGGAAGCUGAUCACCAUGCAAUCACAUAUCACACUGUAACUCCCAUCGAGAAACCGCGACCGCGAGAAAGCGAUGAUGUCCGUAGUACGCGAGAUACAACGCCCUCCGCCGGGCAACGGCCUACUAUGCUGUAUAGCUCUAGUGGUGAGAGAGGUGUGUUGCGUCCAAAUGAAAGACCUUCCCCUUGUGAGAACCAGAUGUUAAUCUAGAGAACGUGGCAGUUUUUAUGGGCGGUGCUGCCGCCGUAUCUUUCCUUCAAUUUCUACAAGCGAUAGUAAAACGCUAUGUUGGUCCCGUGGGUUUUACUGAGAGCCAGAAUAGCCGCAAGAUGUUCGAAGUGGAUGUCCCGGACACUGGAACGGACUUCUUUGCCGACGAGCUGAUGGAGACAGAGAAAUGGGCACUUAUCCAAUGCUUCUUAGAUGUUUCUAGUGGUCUUUUAGACCUCUUUAGCUGGGAGGAGAUCAAUCGGAUGGUAAAGGUGUCCAAUAGUAUUCGUAUGCCCAACGCCGGUCGAUUGGAUAGCCACGUAAAGGAGGACCUCACUGCUGUAUACAUGAUGAUUGCAAUAGGAGCCCAAUGCAAAGGCCGAACUCAGGAUGACCUCUUAUGUGCAGCAAGAUACUUCUGUCAAGCCAGGAAAAUGGCGUUUGGUGGUUUUCUAGAGGAUCCAACAGU